This is a messenger RNA of Plasmodium knowlesi strain H, 5043 nucleotides long. Its product is annotated as SICAvar, type I. Bases 1 to 5043 code for a protein of 1680 amino acids. The record is from RefSeq and is a predicted model, not a curated record. The transcript is spliced from 11 exons. NCBI's taxonomy places the organism in Eukaryota, Apicomplexa, Aconoidasida, Haemosporida, Plasmodiidae.
AUGCCGAAACCUAGCAGUGGCAAAGAUGGACUCUUUGCAGCGUGGCUGCAGAAAUUGGCAGAGACUCAAGCCUUCACGAGUAGUGCGGAUAUUCAGGCUGAAGUAUGCAUGAAGAAAGAGGACCAGCCAUUUUGUGAGCGCCUAAAAUGUGCAAGAGAUCAUUGGCAAUUAACAGAUGGGAAGAGCAGCAGCAACACCCAGGAAUUCUGGGAUGAUCACGUCAAGGGGGAGCUGGGAAAACUUCUUUCUGAUACGACUACUGGUAAUGGUGGCAGUACUGAUCAUUGCGAAAACGGCCCUUCUAUGGAUAGUGCAAAUAAGGAAGCAUGCAAACACAUGACAAAAUAUUUGAAUCAAAUGUACCAAAAUGCAAAUGGAGGCACUAAGGGACUGUCUGAUCAAAUUAUAAAAUGUGCUCUUUUAAAAGAAUAUGCUAAAAAAUUAAAAGACGAAGCCAAGAACAGAGGUUAUUGUGACAUAAACGAAGGGAUAAGUCACGCUUUCAAUCAAAGUAAUACCAUUAAGAGUUCAGCAACCAAUUGCCAGAACGGUGGUCCAUGUAUUGAUUGUACACAAAACGAAAAUUAUGUUAGUUGCUUCAGUGACAGUGAUGAAAUAAAGCGGAAAGUUGAUGACAUGAUCAAGGGGAAGGACGCCCAAAUACAACAAGCCUUAACUGAUAUGAAUAAUAAAAGUACUUUAUGUGAACGAGUAAAAUGUGCAGCGAAUUGGUAUAAGACCACGGGAAAGGAGGAAUUUUGGACGAAGAGUGUCCAGCACCUCUGGACAGAACUGUCCACAGCAAUGUCGAAUAAUGGCAAAAAGGAGAACGACGAUUGUACUCAAAUGGAUGGCUAUAGACCAGGAACUCAUUCUGAAAAGGCGGCAUGCAAUUAUUUGUACGCCGGCUUAAAACAACUGUACCAGCCGGAGGCGACGACGACGGCAGGCGACAACGACAUCCUUAAGAAGAACCUAUCGUUUAGACAAGCGGUGGGUUGUUUCUUACUUCAUUCCUAUGCAAAUAAAAUGAAAAAGAAGGCUGUUUGUGAGAUUGAUGCUGGUAUAAAGAAGGCCUUUGAUUCGUGGAGGGACCCCAGUACUAAGGCAACUGAUACUUGCAAGAAGGAUUCCAAUGGCAAGGAACCUUGUGUCUCUUGCCCAUGGCAAGGAGACAUCCUUGAAAGCUGCAAAAUUAACGGAAAUGGCGUAGUUGGCACCUCUACUGAGAAUGUUGAGAACAAAUUGAAGACCGCCGUCAUUAAGGAGGAUGAUGCCAGAAUAAAAGAAAUGGCGAAGGUUGUAAAUGAAAUGAAAUUCUGUGAUCGUGUCGAAUGUGUAGCGGCCCGAUGGAACAAACAAAGUAACGGUGGCAGCAGUCGAACACAUACUUGGAAUAAAGUGUGGGAAGACGAUAACGGUGUAAAGAAGGAAUUGAGGGAACUCUCUAAGGAGAUAGGAACGAAUGAAACAGAUAAAACUGUCACCGGUCUUUGCAAAAUAGAUGAAAAAAGUGGAAAGGAUGCUUGCAUCCUUAUAGCAUCAGGACUAAAAAGUCUCUACGACAUCAAAGAUAAGGAUGCUGGUGGUACGGACGAUGCCGUUACGGCAUCGUUCAAAAGAACAAUGCAAUGUGUUUUAUUAAAUGCCCUUGCAGAUAAAAUGAAGGACGAUCUGCCAUGUAAAGAGGAAAGGAAUGUUAAUGCAGGGAUUGAGGAGGCAUUUAAGAAGAGUGCUGAAAUUAUGGGUCAGGGUAAAGGUUGCCUGAAUGGUAAUGAUAAGUGUUUUAAGUGCAGUAGGGUACCCUUAAGAACCUUCGUACUUUGUAACCUAGACUCCAAGAGAAAUACUCAGAAUGUAAAGACGGAAGUGGAUAAACUGCUCGACGACAAAAACGGUGGACAGGCAGAAAUGAAGCAAAUUUGGGAUAAAGCUAUAAAAGACAUAUGUAAACCGUGUACAGAUAAAGGUGACCUCUGUACUCAACUUAAAUGCAUUGCGCCUAAAUGGGCCGUGAAUAGACAUCAGAAGGAAGACCAAGGUACCUGGAGUAAUAUGGAGAAUGAUUUUAAGGGGAGAUUGGGGGAACUCCUAAAGGACAUGAAGAACACGAACUACCAGGAUCCUGAAGGAAAAUACUGCACCGCCUGGAGCGAUAGCGACGCCCAUGGCUUCGCUAACAAAACUGCAUGCAAACUUGUUGCAGCAGGACUGCAACAUAUUUCGAAAAUUCAGGAAUCUCUCUCCACGAGGCAGCAUAAGCCCUAUGAUAACCAAGAGUUUAAACAGUUUGCUUCUUGCUUAAUGUUAAAAGCCGUUGCACAAAAAAUGAAAGAAGACAGCAAAAUUUGUGACAUAGAACCGGGGAUUAAGGCCGCUUUUGAGAAGGCACAACAAAUUAAAGACGCUAAUUGCAAGAAUGAUAAACCUUGCAUUGUUUGCAAAUGGGACGACAAGACUAAGGACGAACUUAAUGCUUGCACCAUUAGCAAUGGCAAAGGCCCCACUGUCAAUGUAAAAGAGAAAUUGAAUGACGUGCUCACGAAAGAAAAAAAGAAAGACGUCGAAGGCACCCUCCAGGAAUUACUUAAAACAGACCAACCCGAGGGGGUACCCCUCUGUAAUCGUCUCCAAUGUAUAGAAGCCCGAGUUAAAGAACAGCAGGCGCAGACACAGGGCAAGAGCAACGCGGACGACUUCUGGACAGAGAAAGGCGAAGUUGGCAAACUAUGGAACCAAUUGGCACAAGCAGUGACCACAAAUGGCAAAACCAUAAACGGAACUGAAUGUACGACAAUGGAUGAUAAUAGGCAACCCACCGAACCGGAAAAAAAGGCAUGUCAAUAUCUUACAGUAGGUUUUAACAAACUGAAGGAAAAUCUAACGAAUGAUACUUCAACUUACCCCAUCCUGAGUAAGGACCCACUGUUGAGACAAACAGUGGGUUGUUUACUCCUUAAGGAAUAUGCAAAAAAAAUGAAGGGUCAAUCGAAAUGUCUUAUCGAAUCAGGAAUAAAGAAAGCUUUUGGUUCAUGGAAGGUUAAUAAAUCAUCUCCUUGCACGGCUAAUAGUGGUCCGUGCAUUGAAUGUAAUUGGGAAGAUAACGAAUAUGAAAAUUGCAACGUGAACAUUACCAUAAAUGGCAAAACUGAGAUUGCAAAAACCAAAGUUCAAGGCAUGGUGGAGGACGGCACCUUAUCUACCAGCAUGGUCGACAUAAACAAAACACAAUCUUUAUGUGAAAAACUCCAAUGUGCCACACCCAAAUGGUUCCAAAACAAAAUGAAAGAGAAUAGUAGUACGAAGAAGGAUUGGUGUGACUUUUGGAAUCAGGGUGUUAAACCAACUCUGGAAGGUUUGUUCAAACACAUCGAUGAGGAAGGAAAGAAAACUAAUAGUCCAUGUAAAGAUUUUGGUGAUGGUAAUCCACUUAGUGUUGAAAGGAAAGCUUGUAAUCAUAUCGCGGCAGGUUUAGACUACAUUAACCGAGUUCAGGUCACUCAGAACGGCCAGUCGAGUGCAAAAGAAGAUGACAAGUUUUUUAAACAAUCUAUGAUGUGCGCAGCACUUAAUCUUUAUGCCACUAAAAUAAGAGACGCUACGGAUAAAAGUUGUCCCAUUGGUGAGGAUAAAAUAAAUAGAAUGUUUGCUGAUUGGAAUCAACAGAAUAAUCCAAAUUCUUCGUCUCCGAAUUCGUGUUCGAAUGGAGUUUACGGUUGUUUUGAAUGCAAAAGGGAAGAAAAAAUUUUGGACGGUUGCGACCUCCUCGUUGAUAAAGAUCUCAUUGGAACAUCAUCACAAUCACAAAGUGGAACUUGCAAUACUGACGCAACUAACGUGGAGACUCAAAUGGAAGGUCUCCUCAAAGACAGCGCCAUUAACAACACCAUGCAAAAAACAUUAUCCAACAUAAAUGAAAUGAAAUCUUCUUUUUGUACUCAAGUCCAAUGCGCAAUUAAACAAAAAUUGAAGAUCAAAAAUGGACAAGCAACCUCAAGUGGAACGAUCACACAACCUUGGAAUGCCUUGAAAGAAGAUAUCGGAAGGGAAUUAACAGCACUUUUAAAAAAUAUGAACGACGCUACAAAGCAGAAGGACGUUGAACAGUACUGCAAAAACGACACUAAUUGGAACAAUAAGGGCCAUACAGAAAGGCGAACAAAUAGAGCAGCUUGUUUGCAUUUUGCUGCAGGACUGCAGCACAUUUAUGGCCGUCCCAACGGCCAAAAGAAGGGCCCUGUUAAUGGCCCAUCGUUUGGACAAACGAUGGGUUGUUUAUUUCUUAAAGAAUAUGCAAAACAAUUGCAAAAAGUGGCAAAUAAGAAGAAGCAAGGACAUAGUUGGGUACAUCCUCUUUGUAGCAUAGAGGAUGGUAUAAACUACGCUUUCAAACAGAGUAAAGUCAUUAUGGAAGCAACACCUCCAUGUAAAGAUACUAAUGUUCCUAAUUCUUGUUUUGUGUGCAAAUUUGAGGAAGGUUAUAAUAAAUGCAAAAUUGGCAAUGACGAAAUAAAGACCAACGUGGAACCUCUACUCCAAAGGAAACAAACCCAAAUGGAAGAAACAUUAUCGAAUACAGUCUGUCCCAUCCUUCUUACGGAUCUCCUUACCCCUUUUCUUCCUUUGGCUCCUGUUUCCAUUGGCCUUUCUGCUAUGGCUUAUUACUUUUGGAAGUAUUUUGGUCCUCUUGGUAAAGGAGGACAACGUUUCAGAAGAUCUCCUGCUCAAGUAUCUCGUCCAUCUGUGCAGGAACAACUCCUCGAUCAUGUGGAAGAAGCCGGUCCACAUGAAUAUCAAUUGGUGAAGGAACGAAAACCUCGAUCUGCUCCAACAAGAACGAAACGUUCUGGUCGCGUAAAUCGUCGCACGAUUAUUGAAAUUCAUUUUGAAGUGUUGGAUGAAUGUCAAAAAGGGGACACACAAUUGAACCAGAAGGAUUUUCUGGAACUUUUGAUUAGAGAGUUCAUGGAAUCCGAAUUAAUGGAAGAAGAACAGGUUCCUAAGGAAGAGGUUCCAAGUUUAGGUUCCGUGUUUAUGGUUUAA